Molecule: messenger RNA, 3021 nt
Organism: Amoebophrya sp. A120
Lineage: Eukaryota; Dinophyceae; Syndiniales; Amoebophryaceae
Source: the annotation of a GenBank genome assembly
GUUUUUACUUUGUGGCUCUUUUCAUCUGCGCGAAGCCACAAAUCUCCUUUAUGUUUAUCUAGAAACUUCUAUGCCUCGGUUUUUGUUUCGGCAAGCGCAAGUCGGUUUUUGGUGCCGUGCCUUCUCGGCGUGUGUCGUCUUUUUCUACUGCAACUUGCUGACGCGGCAAUGUUUGUAGACUCUUCUGCAACUACCUAAACUACAGGACCUCAAGAAUCCCCCCACACAUUUAUUUCCCGAUUUGUGACCACAGACCGUCGGUACUACUAGGUCGCCUUUGCUUCGGUGUUCAACUACCAACCGUACUGAAGAAGAAAAAGGAGAAGGAGUCUAGUAAAACAGAAUAUGUCUUCCGGAGCAGACGCAAGUGGCACUGAGCCGCCGAUGACGCCGCUGGCGAAGUCGAGGUUUAAGCCGGGAUGCGCCGACCACUUGUCCCCCCCAGAACCAUGGCAGCCCCUGGUUCUGGAGUUGACUCCCGGGAAGCAGCGACCCUACACGAACAUUGGGAGCCCGACUUACCGCACCCCAACGGAGCCGUCCCCGCUCGCGUCCGAGUGGGUUCCGUUCGAGAACCGCGGCAGCAUGGUCGACCUGGGCCAGCACCCCGGGGCCUCCUUGCGCGACUUCUACCGCCCGAGCAAGGUGGAUCCGAUGGUGGGCCGGUUAAACCACCUCCUCGGGAGCUACAAGGGCGCGAAGGUGGAUCGCACCGUGAAGUACUUCACCAACCCCUCGCCCAAGCCCUACCUGUCGCACCGGGCCACCGGGGACUUUUACCAAUCCAACGCGGGCUCGGCGCAGAAGGACGACUUCGGGCUCGGGAACGAGAGCUGCUUCGUGCGGUUGUUCGAGAAGGAACUCGAGGAGCCGGACGCGCUGACCGUCAGCCGCGCCGAACUGGAGCGGGAAAAGCAGGAGGACCAGCGGGAAACGCUCGCGUUUCUGCAGCGGUACCGCACCAACAUGGAAGCGCUGCAGGAGGUCCAAACCAAGCAGAAGCGCGCCGCCGAAGCGGCGGACCGGGAAGAACAGAGGAAGGAGCGGCAGGCGAAGAAGGACCUGGAUUUCGUCGAAAACGCUUCCAGAAGACAAGAGAUCCUGGAUCGCCGCCCCCCGUGGAAGGAGCCGCACCUUGCGCCCGGGCCAGGUACAACUACACAGACAUGGAGAACAGAUUAUACAUCUCUGCAACUAGAUUGCAAGGCUACCACGACAUGGCCGCGUGUUGUAGUCACGAAUUGGAACAAUUUUAUACUUGUACAUGAUAGUAGAUUAGUACCACGCGGUUUAGUGAACAUGUGGAGGAAAUUUCGCCAUCAGCUCUCCGAGUUUGAUGAGCGAACGUGUAGCGGCGCACUCUUCUCAUUCGACAUUCGUCGCGAGCUAGAAAGAGCAAAAAGCAAUGUAUACCGUAUACAUUUGUUCACAAAUGAAUUCAGGCGAACGGCAUCCAGUGUUGACCGAUCCGAACGAAGCCGGUGGUACGUACAAAGAGUUGCUGUACGGCAUUUACACCGACGGAGGCAAGACGCUGCCGCCACACUUGAUGAAAGACGACCUUUGUCCGGAGCUCCACGGUAUCAACUGCAAAUAUAUCAAUCUGGGUCUGGUGGAAGAAUGCAUAUUACAGUUGUCGAUGCAUUUUUUCGAUGUGCGCAAAGGUCUCGCAUGCACGACACAGAGAGCAUGACAAGAGCUGCGGAACAAGCUUCUUCAUGCCUAGCCUGAGUGAUAGAUGAUGGCACUUUGUUCAGGAGAUGAAGAAGAACUUCUAUGCUAUACAGAUUUUUGUCUACAACGAACUCCAGACUCAACAGCAUCACAAGUCCAGACUGAGAUCGAUAUUUGCAAUGCAUACGCAGCCUGACCACACGGUUUCAGUACGUCAACCGUGCCAGCGGGUCGAUCAACUACGAAAAGCGACCGCUCAAGCUGUUGUCCCCGAAGGAGAAAGAGACGCGGCGCAGGCUGAAGCUGCUGACGACGAAGAUGUUCCGAAGCGCCUCCAUAUGGAUUGUAAAAAUGUCUGGGUCUGGAAGGUUGGAACUUGUAAUGCUAGCUUUCCAUACCUAGCUAGAAAAUCUGUAUUGCGUAACCAACAAAAGCCGCAGCCUCUUUUGUCAUGCAAAAACGCAGUUUCUCAUGCGGAUUGCCUAUGAGAAAGGCAAACGGUUUUGGGAAGUUGUCAUGCCGAACUGCAUUCGGAAGUGUUUUCAUCAUGCACAUUUUAGCAUCACAAGUUUCCAGACCCAGACAUUUUUGCAUUUGAUACUCCACCGACGCCCUGAAUGCCUCGCUCGGGUUCAAGCGCCGCGAGCGGUGGGAAACCAUGAAGGGCGAAGAACUCGUAUCGUAGUUAAAAACGUCCCCACCCCAUAGUUGUGAUGCAAAUCUGCAUGCUGCAAAUGUUUCUCAUGCGGAGCCCCAUGAGAAGCAUUUUCUAGUCGUGUUUUGGAAUUUGUCAUGCCCCAAUCAGCACGACAUACCAGCUCUGUGAUGCUGCUGAACUACCUCAAACAGCACUACACUACGAGUCCAAAUUUGUCAUGCAAAACAGACAACAAUUGUGGACUUGUCUAGCCGAUUCCCCAUCUUGACUAUGGUGUGGGGACGUUUUUACUCAGGAUAACUCGGGAAGUGGAUGACCGAUCCGGUCACCGGCGAGGUUUCGCCAAACACGUUUUACCACCUCAACGGGCAAAAACUAAUGAAGUAGUAGUCGGGUGGAAGAAGGGGAUGAGGAAACGGCUGCGUCAUGAACUGUCCCGCGCUGUAUUUCAUAUUUGUUCGCAACCCCAAGUAAAACGAAACGAGAAACUUUUUCCCCCGAUACACAUUCAUUAUUCUCUCACACACUCCUACUCUAUUUUUGUUUUCUCUUACCGUGGAGUUCUCAGUUACUCUCGUUAUCCUUAUGUCAUGAUAAGCUUCAGCUUGCUUAGUAAAACGUCGACCCAGACCUGGAGUUUUUAUUCCACUUGCUUAACAAUAACACGACGACGCCCACCAAUGUCGUAA